AAUGCCAUACAUGCCAGGACAUAAUAACCACAAAGUAACUACCUUUAAGUUUAUAUGUUAUUAUUAUAUCAAACUGAAUUCCUGUCCUGAUUUUCGAUAGCUACCUUCGGCAAGCUCUGCUGGAAUGACAAUUUCCUUUGAUGGAUUUCUUGAUACUAAACGUUUGUCAUUCGAUUCAACAGUCGGAUCUGAAUUUUUACCCAAACCUUCACCAAGUUCUGAUGGAUCAUAUGGAGUAUUCUCACCACCUCUCACUGUCGAUAAAGAGGCUAAUUCAAAAGCAGUUGAUACAAAAGCUGGAGGCAUUGAAGAUAAUUGUUUACCUAUGAGCAAUUUACUUCCCCCUCCAACUACAGCGCAAACAAGUUUGAUUGUUAAUAUAAGUGGAGCAAGCUCUGUUGUAUCUAGUAUACAAAAUAGCAGAAUUCGUGAAACUCGUCGGCAGUCGAGUGUGAAUGCAGUUUCAUGGAAUGAACCUGUAUCUGAAACAUGCAAAGGAAAGGAUAUUGAUGCUUGCGAAACAGCUAUUGAUUAUACAAAUUUUCAGAACGCAGAAGAUGUUCCUGUUACUCUUCGUCAAAAAUCUCUACAUCGUAGACACCUUAGUAUGGGAAAUGCUAAUUAUUCAAUGGAAGAUAAUAAUAACCGUCAUCGAUACAGCAAUUUAUCAGCACCUGAUGAACCACUGUCUCAACGUCCAAAUAGCUGGGGUCCCGUAGACUUUUUAUAUUCAGAGUCAAUUACAAUAGACAUUUCGCGUGCAACUUCACAUGCAGAGUGUAAUCUUAUUUUUUUUUAAGUGUACAUAAAGUUAUUGUAUAAAAAAAAUAUUGUCAAAAAGAGAAAAUACAAAAACAAAUGUUUUUUUUCUAUAUAUUCUUUUAUUUAAUAAAUGAUUUCAACAAAUGAAAUACUUUGCACAAAUUAUAUUAAAAUUUAAAAAAGACGAAAUAGACAAUUCUAAAUUCGCUGAGCAUCGACAAGAAUUGUGUAGAGCUUUACAAACUUAAUGAGUUCUUCAAAUAAAGAUAUAUGCGUCCGACAUAGUUAGAUCGAAAAUUAUAUUUUAUGUCUGUAUUUACAUAAUCUAUCUAAGCUCCAUCUCCUUAAAAACAAAUACUUAAGAAAUGCACUUAAUAAGUAUUUUUUUUUAAUGAUAAACCUGAACUUGAAUCAACUACAUCUUCAAUUUUAUUUAAAGAACGAUUUCUUAGACUACCCAACACAGUUUCCAAAAAACACCCAACCUAGUUGCAUUUAAAUUCCUCAUACAACCAUCUUAUAUUAAUCUGAUUUGCAUAAUUAUUUUAUUAUUUUCAUCAGCAUAUCUUUUAAUUUUUAUCUUCUAUGGCUACAAUCUUUAGUAACAAAAACGAAAAUGGAACAAAAUCAUAUGCAAAAAUGAAUUUUUUUAUUAUUUAUUUUAAAAAAUGUAUUCCUUAUUUUUUUAUUAUUUUAUUUCGGCUUAUCAUAAUUAUUUUUCCUCAUAUCC
This is a messenger RNA of Episyrphus balteatus (marmalade hoverfly), 1492 nucleotides long. RefSeq lists its product as uncharacterized. The coding region runs from base 125 to 799 and encodes 224 amino acids. The transcript is spliced from 2 exons. NCBI's taxonomy places the organism in Eukaryota, Metazoa, Arthropoda, Insecta, Diptera, Syrphidae. The record is from RefSeq and is a predicted model, not a curated record.